CAUGGCGGCGCUCGGUACAGCACGGUGCUUAUUUCGGAGCUACUCUCGGGUGAAAAAUGUUCAAAAGAGCCAGCAAAUGUUGGUCAGAUGUAGCGUCAGGACGCUUUGUAGUGGAGCACAAAAUGACGCUCUCUCGGACAAAGCACAGCCCCAGUUCACAGAUCCAGCUGUUCAGGACAUCCUCAGCAGGAUAACAGGCCUGGACCUGCAGAAGGUGUUCCGACCCCUUAAACAGGAGCUGAAGCCGCCCACAUAUACACUCAUGACUGAUGAACAACUGGAGGAGGCGACAGAGUUAGCCAAGCAGCAGGCUAAGAAGCUGCUUCAGAUGCCCCCCGUCCUGCCGGAGAGGAAGCCCAUCAGCGAUGUUCUGGCUGAGGACAAGAUCCUGGAUGGCAUGGACACCGCCAAAUACGUCUUCACAGACAUCACCUACAGCACCCCACACAGGGAGAGGUUCAUUGUGAUACGGGAGCCCAACGGGACCCUUAGGAAGGCUACCUGGGACGAGAGAGACCGGUUAAUUCAGGUCUACUUCCCCAAGGAUGGACGCAAAAUCUCACCACCUCUCAUCUUCAAGGAGGAGAACCUCAAGAUGGUGUUUUCCCAGGACCGUCAUGAGGAUGUGUUGGACCUGUGUCUGGUCCAGUUUGAACCAGACUCUUCAGAAUACAUCAGAGUACAUGCAGCCACCUAUGAGGACCUGGACAAGCAAGAAAAAUAUGAGCUGCUGCGCUCCACCAGACAUUUUGGAGGCAUGGCCUGGUACCUGCUCAACGCUCGCAGGGUGGAUGGGCUCAUAGUGGACAUGCUGAAGAAAGAGCUGUUCCAUGAUGCUGUGAGCCUAGUGUCUCUGUUCCACAUGGUCCACCCACACAGUGAGUCAGCCCAGGAAGCUGCCGGCCAGCAGGCCACUGGCACCGACCUGCUGAAGAUCUAUGCCCAGAAGGAGUCCCAGAGGGCGGGCUACAUCGAGCUGGCCCUGCAGGCGUAUGAGCAGAUGGCUGCUAAGAGCUCUGCUGUCUGACUGUAUCACUCCUAGAUAGAAGUAUUCAAAUUCAUCCACAAUGAGGAAACCAGAGGAACAGACUGAAAAUAGAACAACAGCUUUCUGUUCUUUCUUUUCGGUUGAAGAGUAAUAUGUUCUCCUCAACUGAAAGGGAAGACAUAGUGUACAUUUCACGGCCAUGGACUUGAAGAGUUAACCUUAAAACGGCUUGUAAGAUGUACAAGGUUUGUUAUUUAUCCAUGGGGAGAAAUUCUAGUAAAAUGCUCUUAUUGUCUAUGUGUAUUUUAUUUGAGUCAAACCUGAUGGAAGUCAUGUAAUGUACAAAACAAAAUAAAGA
Messenger RNA from Chelmon rostratus (copperband butterflyfish), 1346 nucleotides. RefSeq names its product mitochondrial ribosomal protein S22 (gene mrps22). Lineage: Eukaryota; Metazoa; Chordata; Actinopteri; Chaetodontiformes; Chaetodontidae. The record is from RefSeq and is a predicted model, not a curated record. Gene Ontology annotation, cellular component: mitochondrial small ribosomal subunit. The coding region runs from base 2 to 1027 and encodes 341 amino acids. The transcript is spliced from 8 exons. Gene Ontology annotation, molecular function: structural constituent of ribosome.